Messenger RNA from Dioszegia hungarica, 372 nucleotides. Its product is annotated as putative mitochondrion protein. Lineage: Eukaryota; Fungi; Basidiomycota; Tremellomycetes; Tremellales; Bulleribasidiaceae. Gene Ontology annotation, cellular component: mitochondrial inner membrane. The record is from RefSeq and is a predicted model, not a curated record. Gene Ontology annotation, molecular function: pyruvate transmembrane transporter activity. The coding region runs from base 1 to 372 and encodes 123 amino acids. The transcript is spliced from 3 exons. Gene Ontology annotation, biological process: pyruvate import into mitochondria.
AUGUCAGGACAAGCAUCAUCAGCCGCUGCUGCGGCAACAACGUCGCGGUUUCAGGCGUUCAUGAACCACCCUGCUGGGCCGAGGACAAUCUUCUUCUGGGCACCAAUGGCCAAGUGGGCGCUCGUCGCAGCCGGCGUCAAAGAUCUCUCUCGGCCAGCUGAGAAGUUAUCUCUGAACCAGAACCUUGCGCUCACUGCUACCGGAUUCAUCUGGGUCCGCUACUCAUUCGUCAUCACCCCCGUCAACUACUCGCUCGCAGCCGUCAACUUCUUUGUCGGCGCUACAGGGCUCGGACAGCUGUAUAGGAUCUGGGAUUAUAGGCGGAGUCACCCGGUGGCGGCCAAGGUGGAGGGGGCGGUACAUGACAAGUAG